Messenger RNA from Pestalotiopsis fici W106-1, 510 nucleotides. RefSeq lists its product as uncharacterized. Lineage: Eukaryota; Fungi; Ascomycota; Sordariomycetes; Amphisphaeriales; Sporocadaceae. Bases 1 to 510 code for a protein of 169 amino acids. The transcript has 2 exons. The record is from RefSeq and is a predicted model, not a curated record.
AUGGGCAAGUAUUCUAUUGCAUCUUGUAUAAGUGGAUUGCGCGAGUCUGACCUGGGAAAAAUGACGCUGGGCUUUGGCAAGCACUCUGUCGAGGUCCCCGAGGAAAACCUUUAUACCCUGGUCAAGCUCGUGAGCGUCACGAGUGUUCUGACGCUCGUUGCUGCGGCGUUUUCCAAGACAUCGUUUGCCCUCACCCUCUUGCGACUUACCGACGGGUGGCUGAAAAAAGCGGUAUGGGCCAUCAUCAUCACAUUGAACCUGACGCUUCUUGUCAAUGCCAUCCUGCCCUUUCUGCGAUGCAUUCCGAGUGAAGCGGCGUGGAACCCAAUGGUUCCGGGGACGUGUUUCGAUAUUCUCAUCACUAUCCGCUUUAGCAUCUUUGGUGCAGCCUACUCGGCAGCCAUAGACUGGCUACUUGCGCUGGUUCCAUGGGCGAUUAUUAUGAAGUUGAAUAUGAGAAUAAAUGAGAGGAUUGGUGUUGCAGUCUGCAUAAGCCUAGGAUUGGUGUAA